Lolium perenne is the source of this 1705-nucleotide messenger RNA. RefSeq names its product uroporphyrinogen decarboxylase 1, chloroplastic. Gene Ontology annotation, biological process: porphyrin-containing compound biosynthetic process. NCBI's taxonomy places the organism in Eukaryota, Viridiplantae, Streptophyta, Magnoliopsida, Poales, Poaceae. The record is from RefSeq and is a predicted model, not a curated record. Gene Ontology annotation, molecular function: uroporphyrinogen decarboxylase activity.
AUCCCACCCCCAGACAGAUCAGAUAACCAAAGCAGUGCGACCUCGCCAUCACCAUGGUGUCCCCGACGACGACCGCAGCGGCCACGGCCACGGCCGCCGCCUUCCUCUCCGCCGCGCCCGCCUCCUCAUCUUCCACCCAACGCCGGCGUAGCCGUCUCCCAGCCAUCUCCGCCUCCCUCUCGUCCUCCUCGUCGGAAGAGCCGCUGCUCAUACGCGCGGCUAGGGGCGAGGACGGGCUGCCGCGGCCGCCGGCGUGGAUGAUGCGGCAGGCGGGGCGGUACAUGGCGUCGUACCAGGCGCUGUCCAAGCGCCACCCCUCUUUCCGGGAGCGGUCGGAGACCACCGACCUCAUCGUCGAAAUCACGCUGCAGCCGUGGCACGCAUUCGCACCCGACGGCGUCAUCCUCUUCUCGGACAUACUCACGCCGCUGCCGGCCAUUGGGGUGCCGUUCGAUAUCUCGGAAUCAAAGGGGCCAGUGAUCCAGUCGCCCGUGCGAACCGAGGAGCAGGUCAGGGAGCUCGUUCCCAUAGAUCUCGAUAAGCUCCACUUCGUCGGGGAGUCGCUCAAGAUUCUGCGCAACGAGAUUGAUGGAAAAGCUGCUUUGCUAGGAUUCGUGGGGGCCCCGUGGACCAUUGCAACUUAUGUUGUUGAAGGGGGCAUGACCAACACUUACACAAAUAUAAAGCGCAUGUGCCACACAGCGCCAAAUGUCUUGAGGGGCCUUCUCUCUCACCUUGCAGAAGCAAUAUCUGACUAUAUUAUUUACCAAGUAAACUCUGGUGCUCAAUGUAUACAGAUUUUUGAUUCAUGGGGUGGGCAACUUCCGCCUCAUGUGUGGGAGCAAUGGUCAAAACCAUACAUCAAACAGAUUGUGGCCAAGAUUAAGAAAGAAUGCCCUCAUGUACCACUUGUGUUGUAUAUAAAUGGAAAUGGGGGCUUACUCGAGCGCAUGAAGGACAUAGGAGUUGAUGUUAUUGGGCUUGACUGGACAGUGGAUAUGGCAGAUGGAAGGAGGCGUGUUGGUGAUGGACUCAGUGUACAAGGGAAUGUGGACCCAGCAUAUCUGUUUUCCCCAUUACCAGUAUUGACUGAUGAGAUCCAUAGGGUUGUGAAAUCAGCUGGUCCGAAAGGUCAUAUACUUAACUUGGGCCAUGGGGUUCUUCAAAAAACACCAGAAGAAGCUGUAGCGCAUUUCUUUGAUGUCACAAGGAGCUUGAGAUAUGACGCCCUUUUCCAGGGUCAUGUUACCGAGGAAUUGCAACCUGUUGCUUGAUGAUGGCUAAUAACAUUGCCAUAUUUUUAGUCUUACUGUCCUCAGUUCAGCACCUUCUACGUCUUCAGAGCCACUCUUUUGUUGGAGUUGUUCCUUGUAGAGAUACCGUGGCCAGAUCUAUUCAGUUUUGUUCAUUAUGUAUCUGCUUAUUUCAUUCAUUCAUCUACUCAGUAAAGAAAAAGCAUACCACCUGCUUUUAGUAGGAAGCUGGAGUUGAUCAAGCCUUUCUUUAUAGCUCCUUUAUUGGCUAUCAUUCCAGUUAGAAUGAAAACGUUGCAGGUAUUACAGUUGUAUACGUAAUUUCUUUUGCAUAUGUUAAUGAGCGGAACAUCAUAUUGUAGGUGCCAUGAUCUGGACUGGUACCAAUAUUUCAACCUACCAGGCUACAAUGCUUUAAAUUGAAUCAGUGCCCAGACCCAUAUUGGAAUUUA